Molecule: messenger RNA, 903 nt
Organism: Lotus japonicus
Lineage: Eukaryota; Viridiplantae; Streptophyta; Magnoliopsida; Fabales; Fabaceae
Exons: 1
Coding region: 1-903 (300 amino acids)
Source: RefSeq, a predicted model, not a curated record
AUGGAUGGGCGGUACAUGGUGAAAACAGGGUAUCGCUUCAUUCAACAAGCUUGGGAGGAAGAUGCAGUCUCUUCGUCCAUGUCGACGUCCCUUUCUACGCAGCAAUGGAAACGGUUUUGGAGCUCUAGUGCGCUGCCCCGUUGCAAGGAGAUGGCUUGGAGGUUGGUUCGUGGCUUCUUGCCGGUUAAUAUGGAGCUCAAACGUAGGCAUUUGGAGGUGGAUGAAGCAUGUGUAUGGUGCUGUCGGGGAUCCGAGAUUUUGGAGCAUGUUUUCCUUCACUAUACAACAGCAAAAAGUUUCUGGUUUGGAUCGACUUUGGCUUUGAGGACUGAACAGCUUUCCUCACUUCAUGAUUUCUGGGAGGCCGUUUUACUGGAUGGUGAUGGCGAUUUUAUUGGGUUGGUCCAGACGCUGUGUUAUACUCUAUGGGAAGCAAGGAACAAUUGCAGAUUCAAUCAUGUCAUUUUCUCUCCAUCAGUUGCCUUACAUCGUGCUAAUAUGUUGCUGUCCACUUCACAAAUGUACGUGCAAGUGCAAAUUCCGUCCCAUAGCAAUGUGCAGGCCACGUGGAGAAGACCAAUCCAAGGGGUGUUCAAAGUUAAAUUUGAUGCAUCAUAUGGCAGUGGGGGAAUAACUGGUUAUGGAGUAGUGGCUCGUGACUAUGAAGGCGAAGUUUUGGCAUCGGCGACGACGACAUGCCCGAUAGCUUCUCUUUCACCUUCUGGCGGAAGCGGGUUGUUUUCGGUGGGCGUUAUGUUUGGUGAUAGACUUGGUAAGAUGGAAACAUCUAGGCUUAGUUGGCGGCGUUGCUGGAUUCCACAACUGGGCCUUGAAGAAGAUGGUUGGACCAGAAGAGGAGGAGGAUCGGAAGGAGCAGAAGUCAAGGAAGAGGACUUGAAGUAG